This is a messenger RNA of Meleagris gallopavo (turkey), 312 nucleotides long. RefSeq names its product biliverdin reductase B (gene BLVRB). The record is from RefSeq and is marked provisional. Lineage: Eukaryota; Metazoa; Chordata; Aves; Galliformes; Phasianidae.
CCCCACGCAGACGACAAACCGCUGACGGAGGCCUACGAGGUGACAGUUGGUGGCACUGGCGGUGGCUCCCGUGUCAUCUCCACGCCUGACCUGGCGCAUUUCCUCGUGCGCUGCCUCAGCACCACCGAGUUCGAUGGGAAGAGCGUCUACGUGUGCGGGCACUACGGCUGAGCGGGGACAGCGGGGGACAUCGUGGGGACAUCGUGGGGACAUCGUGGGGACAUCAGGGGGACGUUGAGGAGACAUCAGGGGGACAUUGGAGGGACACUGGGGGGACAUUGUGGGGAUAUCGAGGGGACAUCGGGGGGACAU